Messenger RNA from Ochotona curzoniae (black-lipped pika), 3115 nucleotides. It is a transcript of the gene EHD1, whose product is annotated as EH domain containing 1. Gene Ontology annotation, cellular component: plasma membrane; clathrin-coated pit; cytoplasm. NCBI's taxonomy places the organism in Eukaryota, Metazoa, Chordata, Mammalia, Lagomorpha, Ochotonidae. The coding region runs from base 198 to 1802 and encodes 534 amino acids. Gene Ontology annotation, biological process: endosomal transport; clathrin-dependent synaptic vesicle endocytosis. The transcript has 5 exons. The record is from RefSeq and is a predicted model, not a curated record. Gene Ontology annotation, molecular function: calcium ion binding; GTP binding; molecular adaptor activity.
CGCCGGCGCCGGCUUGCCCAGUAUAAAGGGCGCCGCGCGGCGAGGCGCGCGCUCCACUCGGCAGAGGGCGCCUGCGCAGUGCGGGCAGCUCCCGCCUCCCGCCGCCGGCUCGGCCCGGCCCCUUGUCGUUCCCCGACCCCAGGCCUCUCAGCCACCGCUCGGUUCCCGCAGCCUCUGGCAGCUCCGCGUCCGGCAGCAUGUUCAGCUGGGUCAGCAAGGAUGCGCGUCGUAAGAAGGAGCCGGAGCUGUUCCAGACGGUGGCCGAGGGGCUGCGGCAGCUGUACGCUCAGAAGCUGCUGCCGCUCGAGGAGCACUACCGCUUCCACGAGUUCCACUCGCCCGCGCUCGAGGACGCGGACUUCGACAACAAGCCCAUGGUGCUGCUCGUGGGCCAGUACAGCACGGGCAAGACCACCUUUAUCCGGCACCUGAUCGAGCAGGACUUCCCGGGGAUGCGCAUCGGGCCCGAGCCCACCACCGACUCGUUCAUCGCCGUCAUGCACGGCCCCACCGAGGGCGUGGUGCCGGGCAACGCGCUCGUCGUCGACCCGCGACGCCCCUUCCGCAAACUUAACGCCUUCGGCAACGCCUUCCUCAACAGGUUCAUGUGUGCCCAGCUGCCCAACCCGGUGCUGGACAGCAUCAGCAUCAUCGACACGCCGGGGAUCCUGUCCGGGGAAAAGCAGCGCAUCAGCCGAGGCUAUGACUUCGCCGCAGUGCUGGAGUGGUUUGCGGAGCGCGUGGACCGCAUCAUCCUGCUCUUCGACGCCCACAAGCUGGACAUCUCGGACGAGUUCUCAGAGGUCAUCAAGGCCCUCAAGAACCACGAGGACAAGAUCCGCGUGGUGCUCAACAAGGCGGAUCAGAUCGAGACGCAGCAGCUGAUGCGCGUCUACGGGGCGCUCAUGUGGUCGCUGGGCAAGAUCAUCAACACGCCCGAGGUGGUACGGGUCUACAUCGGCUCCUUCUGGUCACACCCGCUGCUCAUACCCGACAACCGCAAGCUCUUCGAGGCCGAGGAGCAGGACCUGUUCAAGGACAUCCAGUCCCUGCCCCGCAACGCUGCCCUCAGGAAGCUCAACGACCUGAUCAAGAGGGCGCGGCUGGCCAAGGUGCACGCCUACAUCAUCAGCUCCCUCAAGAAGGAGAUGCCCAACGUGUUCGGGAAGGAGAGCAAGAAGAAGGAGCUGGUGAACAACCUGGGCGAGAUCUACCAGAAGAUCGAGCGGGAGCACCAGAUCUCGCCUGGCGACUUCCCCAGCCUGCGCAAGAUGCAGGAGCAACUGCAGACACAGGACUUCAGCAAGUUCCAGGCCUUGAAGCCCAAGCUGCUGGACACAGUGGACGACAUGUUGGCCAACGACAUUGCGCGCCUGAUGGUGAUGGUGCGCCAGGAGGAGUCGCUCAUGCCCUCGCAGGCCGUCAAGGGUGGCGCCUUCGAUGGCACCAUGAACGGGCCCUUUGGGCACGGCUAUGGUGAGGGCGCCGGCGAGGGCAUCGACGAUGUCGAGUGGGUGGUGGGCAAGGACAAGCCCACGUACGACGAGAUCUUCUACACUCUGUCCCCUGUCAACGGCAAGAUCACGGGCGCCAACGCCAAGAAGGAGAUGGUGAAGUCAAAGCUGCCCAACACGGUGCUGGGCAAGAUCUGGAAGCUGGCGGACGUGGACAAGGACGGGCUGCUGGACGAUGAGGAGUUCGCCCUGGCCAACCACCUCAUCAAGGUCAAGCUCGAGGGCCACGAGCUGCCCGCGGAUUUGCCCCCGCAUCUUGUUCCGCCCUCCAAGCGGAGGCACGAGUGACACGGUGCAGCCGCCAGGGAGGCCUCAGCCGGGGGAGGGAGGGCCCGCUGUUUGUCGAGGUCCAUAAAAGACGGAGCACGGGCUGCCUCCGCCCUGGCAAAGGAGAACCGCCAUCUUUCUCGGAAGGCCAGCCCAGCCUGGCAGCGGGGGAGCCAAGCAGGGGAGGCCCCCGGCCGUGUGCAGGGUGUUUUGUGCACAGGAACUGUGGGUAUUUUAAUAUAUAAUGUUAGAGGCAGCCUCCUGUCUGGCCUCCUCUCUCGGGCUGCCCCACGCUCACACAGGCCCCCGGCCGCCUUCCUGUGACCACGAGUGCCAGCACUGACCAGGCGGCCCCACCUUGCCCUCUCUGGCAGCUUCUGGGGCCCUCGGGGUGGGUCUGAGCAGAAGUUGCCUCAUGGCAGGCGGUGGCUUCCUCUCCCCCCACACCCCUCCCUGACUCCCAGCACACGGGCCCCAGCUGUGCUAUCUGCACCCCUCCUGUGCACCACUGUCUUUUUGGGGGUGGGGCUGGGGAGAAACAGGAGUUGGGAUGGAGGACAGAGAGGACGUCUUCCAGAAAACAUACAAGCUGAAUCUUGCUUCCUGGGGUGACCCUUUCUGUACCCCAUGGGUUUUUCCAGCGGUUUCCAGCCACUUGUUCUAAACUGAGUCGUUUGUCUCCCAUCCCCCACUACAGCCCAGAUGGGUUCCUCAGGGAGCCUGGUGCGGUUGGGCCGGGAAGAGGAAGUCGAGGCCGAGGCCCGGGCACAGGGACCAGGGAAACCCCAGCCUUUUCCGGCUUUGUUUCCUGCCUGCCUUCCUCCUGGCCAGGCCCAGGAGGCUGGCACAGGGACUUCGUGUCCUUGGGACCAGGCAGUAAGCAUCAAGCCAGCCAGCAAGAGGCCCAGGCCUUCCACCAUAUACACACACAGCCCCUGGGGCCUGGUCGCGCUCGCCAGCCAGCUGUCGGCUGCCAGGGCAGGUGGAGCAGCCCACAUACUAGGCGCUAAGGUGUCUCCUGGCUGGGCUUUGGGGAGCCACCCUGACCCCCAGUGCUGUUCCAUAGGCCUCUGCCGUUCAUACCUACGGUGUCAGGUUGGGGAUAUGGAGGAAUGACUGAGUGGGGACACCCUUCCUGGCAUUAAAGAAAGUUGUGCCUGUACCAAGCAUGGCAGGUGCAGCUCAGCCAUCUCUUGGGGGCACGAACCCUGAGCCACCCAGCCAUCCCUGCUCCACACCCUGGGACGGGCAGCUGCAAGCUGGUGGGGAGAAGGGCUCCGGGGCUGUCGACCCCGCCUUGUGUCCCUGAGGUUGGGCAGAGCAAUGCUGUGUUU